AUGGCCAGCCUCGUAUUCGAGCAUCGACAAGAAAACAAUUCUGCCUACAUGACCACUAGCCCUCUAGACCCUGAGGAAUUCAGAAGGCAAGGCCACAUGGUCAUAGACUUCAUUGCUGAUUAUUACAAAACAAUUGAAAAAUACCCAGUUCUUACCCAAGUCCAACCGGGCUAUCUCAAAAAACGCUUGCCAGAAUCUGCCCCAUACGACCCUGAACCUAUUGAAACCAUCCUCCAAGACGUUCAGGACCACAUUAUCCCUGGCCUAACACAUUGGCAAAGCCCUAACCACUUUGCCUACUUCCCUGCAACUAUCAGCACCGCAGGGUUCCUCAGCGAAAUGCUCACCACUGGUUUCAAUGUUGUGGGGUUCAAUUGGAUUGCAUCCCCAGCUGCAACUGAGCUCGAAACCAUUGUCAUGGAUUGGCUUGGAGAUAUGCUCAAACUUCCCAACUCUUUCCUCUUCUCUGGCAACGGGGGCGGUGUAUUGCAAGGCACUACUUGUGAGGCCAUUGUUUGUACCAUGGCAGCCGCCAGGGAUCAAAUGCUAAGCCAAAUUGGUAGAGAGAAUAUUGGGAAGUUAGUUGUGUAUGGAUCAGAUCAAACACAUAGCACGCUUCAAAAAGCCUCCCAAAUUGUUGGGAUUCACCCAAAGAAUUUCAGGGCCAUAGAGACCACAAAAUCAACAUCAUUUGCACUUUCACCUGAGGUGCUAAAGUCGACUGUUUGUUCAGACAUAGAAGCUGGGCUUGUCCCAUUGUUUCUUUGUGCCACAAUUGGAACAACUGCAGUAACAGACGUUGAUCCAUUGGGGCCACUCUGCGACGUGGCAAAAGAACACGGCAUGUGGGUUCAUGUGGACGCUGCAUAUGCUGGAAGUGCAUUUGUCCUGAGUUUCGACCUUUUAUCGAUGGCGUUGAGGAAUCCAAGGGCUUUGGUGAGCUCACUUUCGACGAAUCCAGAGUUUUUGAGGAACAAAGCCACGGAUUUGAAGCAAGUUGUGGACUACAAAGACUGGCAAAUAGCUUUGAGCCGGAGAUUCCGGGCCAUCAAACUUUGGCUUGCGCUUAGAAGCUAUGGGGUGAACAACCUUAGGAACUUCAUCAGGAGCGAUGUGAAAUUAGCUAAGUUGUUUGAAGGGCUUGUGGGGAUGGACAAAAGGUUUGAGGUUGUGGCCCCUAGGAAGUUCUCUUUGGUGUGUUUUAGGGUUUCACCAUCAGCAAUUAGUAAGGCUAAUCCAAGCCCAAGUGAUCAUGAUGAGUUGUUAAACGGUGGAAAAUGUGUAGUUAACGAGGUGAAUUGCAAGUUGCUGGAGGCGAUUAAUGGGUCAGGUCGGGUGCACAUGAGCCAUGCUGUGGUUGGAGGGAUGUAUGUAUUACGUUGCGGAAUUGGAGCAAGUCUCACUGAGGAAAAGCAUAUAGCCAUGGCUUGGAAGGUGGUGCAAGAACAUGCAGAUGCCAUCCUCGCCACCACGGAUUGA
Molecule: messenger RNA, 1479 nt
Organism: Prunus armeniaca (apricot)
Lineage: Eukaryota; Viridiplantae; Streptophyta; Magnoliopsida; Rosales; Rosaceae
Source: the annotation of a GenBank genome assembly